CAGAGCUGGCACGGGAAAACGCGGCGGGGUUAUCGAUCAGUUAUCGCUCGAAUAAUGCAGCUGAUACUCUCCGCCGCGUGCCUGGCAGCAGCCAGCGCGCUCUCUGCGACCACUCAGACGCCAUCGACGCGCGUCAAGCUCCCGCACCUCAAGGCUGAGGCCUUCCGUCACCCCUUAGACAAAGACCUGACGGCGUCCGUGCAGCGCUCGCCGCUGCGGUUUCUCGAGACUGCGGUGCGGACGGGUCUUGCUCCGCCCCUCGAACAGAUGACGCGCCUGGACAACCUCGCGACGGGCGUCAAGGUCAGCGAAAAACAGUAUCCCGAGCUCCACGCGAGCUUCCAGGAGGCCAUCGCGUGCCUCGGCGGGCUCAAGCCGGAGCCCGAAUUAUUUGUCAAGAGCGAUCCUCGCCCGAACGCGUACACGCUGGCCCUGCGCGGUGGCGCGCCCUUUGUCGUGGUGACGUCGGCGCUCGUGGAUGGGUUCUCGGCAGCCGAGACUCAGGCCGUGUUGGGCCACGAGCUCGGCCACCUCGUGUGCGAGCACUCGCUGUGGUUCUCCCUCGGGAGCAUCGGCUCGACCUUGCUGCCGCCGCUGCCGGGCGUCGGCGCGGCGGCCGAGCGCCUCCAGCAGGAGUGGCGCCGCGCGGCGGAGUUUUCGUGCGACCGCGCCGCCCUGCUCGUGACGCAGGACGCCGCGGUGGUCAGCGAGGCGCUCAUCAAGCUCGCGAGCGGUUCGACAAGGCCCGUCGACGUUGAGGCUUACCUGCAGCAGGCCCGCGAGUACGACGAGGCCUUGGAGAAGUCCAGUCGCUUCGUGCGCACGAUGCAGGGCCGCAUGCUCGCGGACGCGACGCACCCGCUGCCCAUCCGGCGCGUCGCGGAGUUGGACAGGUUUGCUCGCUCUGCGCAGUAUUCGCAGAUCCUGGCCAAGGGGGAGGCGUUGUAGAUUAAUCAUGUACUUUGUGG
Pelagomonas calceolata is the source of this 968-nucleotide messenger RNA. The record is from the annotation of a GenBank genome assembly. Lineage: Eukaryota; Pelagophyceae; Pelagomonadales; Pelagomonadaceae.